AUGAACAGGAAGGAGAGGAUAGCCAGGCGUCUGGAGGGUAUAGAGAGUGACGUUCCUCCUGCCCUGACGCCCAGCUGUACCGGCCUGGUGGUCAACCUGGAGGAGGACCUGCCACGAUACACCCGGGCCUCAGACCCCUGUGAGCCAAUCAUGGUGAAACGUUACAGCAGAGAAGACAUGGAGAUCCCACAGAUGCAGGUGUCCUCCCCAGACAGACGGUCCAGGGCCAGACCGGAGGACCAGCCUGGACCAGCCGCCCAGCCCCACACGGAGCCUGUCCUAUCCCUUUCUGGUGGCCCAGUGGACCCAGUCAGCUCCAAGGCUGAACGGAUCGCCCGCUACAAAGCCGAGCGCCGUCGCCAACUCUCUGAGCGUUACGGCGGCGUCCUGGAUAAGGAGAUCAACAUGGACUUCCCCCGUUACUCACGCUCACGUAGAGAGUCUGACGUCUCCGACAGAGGGGCCCCAGCAGUCACCGAGCGGAGGAGAGAUAGAGAGGAGGAGGGAAGAGAAGGCGGGAGGGAGAGUUCUCGCAGGGCUCCCUACAGCUCCAGACUGGGCCGGGUCUUCAUGCAGGCUCACCCUGCUGAGGCUGACCAAGCUCCUUCCCCAGGCCACGUUUCUGCCCCUACCCAGGCCCCUCCGCCCACCAGGGCCACCACCUUCUCAGAGCGGGAGAGGAUGAUGAAUCUGGAGAACUAUCGGCUGGCCCAGGAGAGGACAAUGGCAGGAGGAGCCAGCAGUAGGCCACAGGAUACCCUCCAUACCCAACCCCAGCAGACCCUUCCCCAGGCCAGCCCUCUGGACCAGCAUCUCAGUCCCCCUUCAUCCAGGGCCUCAUCCAGGGGGUCUUACAGAGUGGAUGCCGUCUCCAGCUCCCCCCUGACAGCCCGCCGAGCCUCCCUGCCCUACGGCAUCUCCCCCGGGGAUCCGUUCAUCGAACAGCAGGCUCAGGCCGUCCUCAGCAGACAUGGAACCAGAGUAAGAGAGAGAAUGUCAGAAGAUGACAGUGGAGUCCAAGUGGUCCCAGCAGAGCGGGUUCUGGCUCCAGAGCCCAGAGUGAACAGACAGCGUGAUCGGGCUCACACCACCACAGCUCACCACCUGUCCCAGCGCGGUCACAACUCUGACCCUGUCACCUAUCAAAAGACUGCCCCCUCUCAGCUCUCCCAGCCUGCCUACGUCCACAUCCCAGACCACCACGCCUCAGUACCACACACCCACACAUCAGGCCCUGCCUUGGGCCACCAGCGAACCCCCGUGGGCCCCCUGGUGGUGGAGGUGGUGCCCCGAGGAGGAAGAUCAGUGCCGACCACAUCUACACGACCCAGGGAGGGCAGGCAGGUGCUGAGAGAAGAGGUCCUCACUGAGGGUCUGCUAAAGAGCAGGAAGGCCGUGCUGCCCUCGGACAUCCGCAGCAGGGAGAAGAGCGUGGAUGACCCCCAGAAAGGGGAGCCCCAGCUGGUCCCAGGCAGCAGCCGGGACGACUCUGCCACCUCAACCGGCAUGGAGUGGGAGAGCUACGGCACCAGGGAGGGGAGAACCAGUCGGGAGGACUCAAAAGAGUGGGAGACUAGGCCUCAGGACAGGGUCCAGCAGCAACCACAGCACUGGUCUAGCCACAUCCAGGACACAGAGGAGACAGGUCCAGCCAGGCCCAUGGAGAUCUCUUCCCACGCCCAGCCCAGACAGCAGCCCCUUCGCCAGCAGAGCCAGUGUCAGCCUGGGCAACAUAGAGGCAGUGACUCGGCCGUCUACCUCCAGAGUGGAGCCUCCCUCCUCCAGGCCAAACCUAGUAGCAUGGAGCCAGCAGGGACACGCAGGCCCCCCAAGCCCAAGGUCCGCACAUGCUCCAUGUCCGACAUCGGCGUGAGCCAGCGCCCGGCUGCCGACAGGAGCAUGGAGAGGACAGCAGCCCAGCUGACCAGGGAGGGAGGGGUGGCGAUGGGGGUGCUACCCAACGGGGAGGUGGGAGCCCUGGACACCAGGGUCUAUGUGGCCCAGCUCCGACACUCGUACCUGGAGAACGCCAACAGGAAGCCAGAGCUGGAGCUGACUAAAGUAGAGCUAACUGCUAUGGAAGUAGAUCCGGCUGCUGGGAGCGCUGAUCGGGAGCGUGGCGUGUCAAGGAGGCCGCGGCGCUACAUCAACCCAGGAGACAACCGCAAGUCCUCUGAGAGGUUUAGGACCCAACCCAUCACCUCUGCGCUACAUCAACCCAGGAGACAACCGCAAGUCCUCUGAGAGCUACAAAACCCAGAAGCUGACGAAGACAAGCUUGACGAGAGAGCUAAGAUGAGUGUGGCUGCUAAGAGGUCCCUUUUUAGGGAGCUAGAGAGGAUCACAGGUAGCGUUCCCAGACCACGGUCCCGUGAGAGGCGCCUGUUACGAGUCCAAGACCGCUCGCGCACACAGCCUAUCCCCAACAAGGAAGUGGACAUCGCUCACACUGGCCCUGCUAUGUCCUCACAAACAGUGAUGGUCCACUCCACAGUAGCACCUAUCCCCAGCCCCACUGUAGUCAGCACCAUCACAACUGUGUGUGAGGCAUCGCAGCACGGCUCCAGGGUGCGGAGCAUGGGGGAGCAGGAGAGGGAGGCCCAGUCAAGGCAGGCAGGAGAAGGACCAGGGACUGAGAGGAUGAUGGAGGACCUGGGUCCGGAUGAGCCUGACCUCUCCACUCUCAGCCUGGUGGAGAAGAUGGCCCUGUUCAACCAGCUGUCCACGCAGCCCUCCAAGCCUGCCGCUAAGGGGGCUGGGGCCUCCAGGGUGGACACCCGCCAGCGUAGGGCAAACUCCCGCUUCCAGACCCAGCCCAUCACCCAGGGAGAGGUGGCUCAGCUGCAGAAUGGAGACAGGGUCAAGCUAGAGCCGCUAUCCGUUUCCUUGGUCCGCUCCGUGGCAUCCAUCAGCUCACAGCUGUCGGUUGCCACAGUAACCACGGUGAACUCCGGCAUGGGUGACCACUUGGGGAAAUCUACGGCCGUCCCCUACAACCCCCCUGCCCCCACCACUACCACCCUGGACAGAGGAGGGGUGAGGUACUUCAGCCUGACCCAAGGUGGAGACUCCUCCAGUGUCCCUGAACCAGAUGUGUACUCCCCUGGCCUUUCCCUGUCAGAGCAGCAGCAGGCUCACAGCAGAGCAGACAGAGGAAGGACUCCCGGAGCCGGUCGCUCGUUCACUGGCUACAGAGAGGAAGAGGAGGAGGAUGUAUCGGGAGGAGGGACCAGAGAGGAGAGGAAGAGCCGUAGUGGUCCUGGAGGCAGGGAGAGCAGAGAGAGCAGGCAGCAGCGGUAUCAGCCCACAGCCCCAGAGCACCAGCCCCAGAGCACCACAGCCCCAGAGCACCAGCCCCAGAGGCCAGUGUCCAGCAGAUUCAGUCUUUCACCCAGCUUCCCCAGACUCUGCCCAAACCUUACACCCAACAACCCCCACAAACUCAACCCCAGCCCCAGACUUACGCUCAUCCACCUCAGCCCCACGCUCAUCCACCUCAGCCCCAGCCUUACGCUCAUCCACCUCAGCCCCACGCUCAUCCACCUCAGCCCCCGCCCCACGCUCAUCCACCUCAGCCCCACGCUCAUCCACCUCAGCCCCACGCUCAUCCACCUCAGCCCCACGCUCAUCCACCUCAGCCCCACGCUCAUCCACCUCAGCCCCACGCUCAUCCACCUCAGCCCCACGCUCAUCCACCUCACCCAGCCCCAUCCCUUCACCCAGGCACUUUCAGCCCAGCCCCAUCCCUUCUCCCAGGCACUUUCAGCCCAGCCCCAUCCCUUCUCCCAGGCACUUUCAGCCCAGCCCCAUCCCUUCUCCCAGGCACUUUCAGCCCAGCCCCAUCCCUUCACCCAGGUACUUUCACCUCAGCCCCAUCCCUUCACCCAGGCACUUUCAGCCCAGCCCCAUCCCUUCACCCAGGCACUUUCAGCCCAGCCCCAUCCCUUCACCCAGGUACUUUCACCUCAGCCCCAUCCCUUCACCCAGGCACUUUCAGCCCAGCCCCAUCCCUUCACCCAGGUACUUUCACCUCAGCCCCAUCCCUUCACCCAGGCACUUUCAGCCCAGCCCCAUCCCUUCACCCAGGCACUUUCAGCCCAGCCCAAGCCCCAGGAAAGGGAGAGACGAUUCACCCAGCCAUUACCCAAGCCCUACUCUCAGAUAACCCCUCAUACUCAACCCAACGCCCAGUCCUUCUCCCAGCCUCCUCUGCCCCCUCCCCAGACCCUACCCGAGCCCACGUCCUUCCCCCAGUCCCUGGUCAAGUCCAAGUCCCUGCCUCUGGACAGCAGUGAAGUCUUGGCAGGACACAGUGUGUCCGACCUCCUCUCCCCUGCCGAGACAGAGCUCUCAGAGAUGUCCGCCAAGCAGAUGUCCAUCAAGGAAAGGCUGGCCCUGUUGAAGAAGAGUGGUGACGAGGCCUGGAGGAUCAGGAUGAAUAAGGAAAAGGACGUGGCGAAGGUGUCUGUGACUGAGAGACACUCCACAGUACAGGGAUGGGAGGCAGCACAGACCUACGAGAAGAAGGAGGAAAGGAUGGUUAUUGAUGGUUUUGCUGCUGUCACUGUGUCUGAACAGCUGUGGAGGAUGGGAAAGGAGAUGGAGAUCCAGGCUCAGAUGUCCAUAGAGGAGAGGAAGCAGAUCUCUUCAAGGGACGAGGCCUGGGAGUCGAAAGGAAAGGGCGUGGCCAACAACUCUACCCAGUACCCUGUGACCGAACACAUGGUCAAGAAAGGUCUGACAGCCUCUCCCUCAGCCGUCAGCCCUAUCCUGUCUCCCGUCUCCACCAAACUCAAGAGCAGUGUGACUGGGUACAAACCUCAGGAGGAAAUCGAAGCCAGACCAGAGAUGAACUUGGAGUCGGAUAAGAAGCUGGAUAAAUUGGAGACCUUUUUGGGACGUCUGAACAGUAGAGUGGCAGAUCUUCAGGAGACCACUCUGACAGUGACCGAGAAGGCUGUGAAGGAGGUGAUGAGGAUGGACGAUGAGAUCUUCUCCAAGUUCUACAGUCACGUGGCUGACUUCCCACGCAUGCCCAGCAGGAUCGAGAUCGACGAUGACUUUGAUGCCAUCUUUGGCACUCAGGCACCAAAGUUGACCUCCGCCUUAGCGCAGCACAAACGGGCAGUGAGACCGCCUAGGAACGUCCAGUCGUCUAAGAACCCUCUGAAGAUGCUGGCGGCCAGGGAGGACAUCAGACACGAGUACACUGAGCAGAGACUCAACAUCGGCCUCAUAGAGAGCAAGAGGAUGAGGGAUGAGAAGUUGAAUACUAGUACUCCGAUGUACUCAGAUGCGGCCCUGGCUGGGCUGGCCAGUAAGGAGGACUCAAACAACGUGAGUCUGAGGAGCGUCAACAUCUCCGAGCAGAUGUCUAACAACAGCGCUGUGCCCUACAAGAACCUCAUGUUGAUUCAGGUCAAAGGCCGCCGUCACGUUCAGACCAGACUAGUGGAGCCCAGAGCCUCAGCCCUGAACAGUGGAGACUGUUUCCUGUUGGUUACUCCUCAGCACUGUUUUGUCUGGAUGGGAGAGUUUGCUAACGUUAUAGAGAAAGCUAAAGCCUCUGAGCUGGCUACGUGUAUCCAGACUAAGAGGGACCUGGGCUGCAGAGCGAGCCAGAUCCAGACCAUCGAGGAGGGGGUCAACCCCCAGAACCAUGCAGCCACAGAGUUCUGGAAGACCCUGAAAGGGCAGCCGACCUACCAGUCCGCUGGGCCACUGGAGGAAGAUGAGCUGUUUGAGAAUGCCAUCGUGGAGACAAACUGCAUCUUCCAUCUGCUGGAGGAUAAACUGAUUCCUGAUGAUGAUCAGUGGGGGAAGGUUCCACGCAGAACACUACUGCAAUCCAAAGAGGUGCUGGUGUUUGACUUUGGCAGUGAGGUGUAUGUGUGGCACGGUAAGGAGGUGACUCUAGCCCAGAGGAAAGUAGCCUUCCAGCUGGCCAAACACCUGUGGAACGGAACCUUUGACUACACCUGCUGUGACAUCAAUCCUCUGGACCCUGGAGGAUGUAACGCACGCAUACCCUGGAAGGGCCAGGGGCGUCCUGACUGGGCCAUAUUCGGCAGGCUGACACAGCACAAUGAGACAAUCCUGUUCAAGGAGAAGUUUCUGGACUGGACAGACACUAAGAAACCACAACCAAAGAAUAGCAACCUACAAGUCACUGAGCAGAAGGAUUUGCCAGGGUGCGUGUGCAGGCCGUACGAUGCAGCGUUGAUGCUUCCUGUACUCCAGACAGCUGUCAGCACGGUGUUGGAUGGGAUGAACGUUGGCCGAGGCCACGGCUCUGUGGAAGGAGAGGACAGGAUGAGGACUCUAGAGAUCAGCACAGUGUCUGUAGAUGUCUGGCACAUCCUGGAGUUUGACUACAGCCGGCUGCCCCAGCAGAGUAUAGGCCAGUUCCACGAGGGAGACGCGUAUGUUGUGAAGUGGAAGUACAUGGUAAGCUCAGCAGUUGGCAGGAGGCAGAACCCGGAGCUGACGAGCUCCGACCCGGUGAAAGAACAGGGCUGCUACUUCUUCUGGCAGGGACGGAACUCCACCGUGAGAGGGAAAGGAACGUCGUCCCUGACGACAGUGGAGCUGGAGGAGGAGGGAGGGGCCCAGGUCCUGGUACAGCAGGGGAAGGAGCCUCCUUGUUUCCUGCAGUGUUUCAACGGGGGGAUGAUCAUACACGGUGGGAAGAGAGAGGAGGAAGAUGAGAACAUACAGACUGAGUGGCGUCUGUACUGCGUGCGGGGGGAGGUCCCUGUAGAGGGACACCUACUGGAGGUGGUCAGUCACUGCAGCAGCCUGCGCUCCAGGAGCUCCAUGAUCCUCCUCAACGUCAACAAGGCCCUCAUUUACCUGUGGCACGGCUGCAAGGCCCAGCAACACACACGGCUCUUGGGCCUCACCGCAGCUCAGAGGAUCAAAGAACAAUGUCCUUUGGAGGCGGGGCUCCACAGCAGCAGUAAGGUGACCAUUACGGAGUGUGACGAGGGAUCAGAGCCCACGGGAUUCUGGGAUGCUGUAGGGAUUAAAGACCGGAAAGCCUACGAUUGUAUGCUGCAAGAUCCGGGUGAAUUCAACUUCACCCCUCGGCUGUUCAAGCUGAGCAGUUCUUCAGGGCAGUUUGUGGCUACAGAGUUCUACCACCCCUCCAGAGCUCCAGACAUGGUCAGCUCUCUGCCCUUCCUACAGGAGGACCUGUACCGCGCCUCCCAGCCUGCUCUGUUCCUGGUGGAUAACUUCCAUGAGGUGUACCUGUGGCAGGGCUGGUGGCCCCAGGACAGCGAGAACCUCGGCUCCACCAGGAUAAGAUGGGACAUGGACAGGAAGUGUGCCAUGGAAACAGUGCUGCAGUACUGCAUGGAGAAUGAGAAGUCUCAGAAGUCGUAUCUGAUCCAUGCUGGUCUGGAGCCUCUCACCUUCACCAACGUGUUCCCAAGCUGGGAGCACAGAGAGGACAUUGCAGAGAUCACUGAGAGGGAGGUGGAGGUGUGUAACCAGAUCAUCCUGGUGGAAGAUGUGCUGGCCAGGCUGUGCCAGAACACCUAUCCCCUGGCUGAGCUGUUGGCACGCCCACUUCCUGAGGGCGUCGACCCCCUCCGCCUGGAGAUCUACCUAUCAGACCAGGACUUUGAGAAGGCAUUGGACAUGAAGAGAGAGGAGUACGAAGGAUUACCAGGGUGGAAGCAAGUCAACUUAAAGAAGGCUAAAGGACUGUUUUAGUCUAAGUUAACCUGACGAUGGUUGUGGAGAGAAGAAAUUCAACAACUCUUGGAGGACAGUGGAAGUUGAUAAAAUACUUCUUUAUUGUUAAGACCAACCUGUUUCAUCAGGUUGGUUGUGGAGAGAAGAGGACACAGAGACCGAUUUAGGCCACCAGGCGGUGUCACCCAUCCAGCCCUUCCUAGUGGUGUGACUGAACACCGCUGGUAGUAGGCCACCAGGCGGUGUCACCCAUCCAGCCCUUCCCAGUGGUGUGACUGAACACCGCUGGUAGUAGGCCACCAGGCGGUGUCACCCAUCCAGCCCUUCCCAGUGGUGUGACUGAACACCGCUGGUAGUAGGCCACCAGGCGGUGUCACCCAUCCAGCCCUUCCUAGUGGUGUGACUGAACACCGCUGGUAGUAGGCCACCAGGCGGUGUCACCCAUCCAGCCCUUCCCAGUGGUGUGACUGAACAUCGCUGGUAGUAGGCCACCAGGCGGUGUCACCCAUCCAGCCCUUCCUAGUGGUGUGACUGAACACCGCUGGUAGUAGGCCACCAGGCGGUGUCACCCAUCCAGCCCUUCCCAGUGGUGUGACUGAACACCGCUGGUAGUAGGCCACCAGGCGGUGUCACCCAUCCAGCCCUUGCCAGCGGUGUGACUGAACACCGCUGGCAGCACUUUAAAUCGGAGGAUGUGAUCAUCGUUUGGGUGGAAUGGAACCGUAUCAAACGCAUGGGUUUUUACAAGAGAGUUUGAUACAAUUUCAUUCACUCCGUUCCAGUCAUUAUUAUGAGCGUCCUCCCCUCACCAGCCUCCUCUGCUGAACACAUUCUCAGGGACGAGAAGUGGGAGAAGAGGACAGAGGCUGGGUUGGGGGAUCUGCUAAGGUGUGCUAGCCUCAUGUAACAUCAUGUUUUUAACUUUUAAUUAUGUAACUAUGUAGGAAAAUGAAAAUCCUGCUUAGCACAUUUUCUCAGUGGCUUAUCAGGAACUGUACAAGCAGGACCUGCUCUUUCUCUCUGUGUCUUUCUCUGUGUCUCUUUCUCUCUGUGUCUUUCUCUGUGUCUCUUUCUCUCUGUGUCUUUCUCUGUGUGUCUCUUUCUCUCUCUGUGUUUCAUACUGUACUACUGUGUAUGUAGACACUACUAAGUCUCCUAGAAGCACUUGCUAUGUCACCACUCCUGCCACGUGAGUUGAAGAGGACAGUCAGCAACUCUGGGAGGUCAGUGGAAGUUGUUAAAAAUGCUGCUUUAUUGUUUAAAAUAAACUUGUUUAAAACGGCCCGUAGCCUUCAUCAGGGUUUUACGCGUAGGAAAAUGAAGAUGGCCGACAGAACUAUAUACCAUUGACAUCAUCAAUGACAUCAUCGGACACACCGCCGUGGUCUCUGGCUUGGUGGUGUUUGUGAAGUCUUCCACAGAAUGUGUAUUUACAGAUUCAGAAAGUAUUCAUACCCCUUGACUUAUUCCACAUUUUGUUGCCUGAAUUCAACAUCUAUAAAAUAGAUAUUGUUCUCACCCAUCAACACACAAUACCUCUGAGAAUGCUUUGGAGAAGCGCCUUUUGCAGCUUCAUUUUUUUAUUUUUUGUAAACAUUUUGAAAUAAAUAAUUUCACUUUGACAUUAUGGGGUAUUGUGUGUAGGCCAGGGACCAAAAAAAAAUCUAAAUUCAAUCCAUUUUAAAUUCAGGCUGUAACACAACAAAAUGUGGAAAAAGUCAAGGGGCUGAAACUUUCUGAAGGCAAUGUAUGUACAACUGUAUUCAACUUGAAAGUUCUGUGUAAUAUCUGUGUCAGUAGGAACUUUUUUUCUCCCUUGUCUACGAUGUCUCAAAAGGUGAUAACAUGCCGAGUAUGUACCUUUUAGAUUCAAAUUCUCCGGUAUGGUACCUGGGCUGUCAUAAUGUCUAAGCUUCACAGGUACCUGAGAAAUGUCAACGGUUGUAUUUUUACAGGCAUGGAAUUCUUCAUGGGGGAAAAAAACAUGAUUUAUGUGAAAUGUAAUAGUGCCUUGCGUUUGUGUACAGUUUAUAUACAGGAAUUGUCAUCUGCGUUUUCAAAGACUUUAGUGAAUAAACAAAAUUGCAAAUCCCAAAAUCCAAAUAGAUGUUAGUGUGUUUCUUUGACACACAGUCAGUGAAUCACAAUUUAUAUUUUCUUGGCACAUCCUCGUC
Messenger RNA from Oncorhynchus masou masou (cherry salmon), 9875 nucleotides. RefSeq names its product supervillin-like. Lineage: Eukaryota; Metazoa; Chordata; Actinopteri; Salmoniformes; Salmonidae. Gene Ontology annotation, molecular function: phosphatidylinositol-4,5-bisphosphate binding; actin filament binding. The record is from RefSeq and is a predicted model, not a curated record. Gene Ontology annotation, cellular component: actin cytoskeleton; cytoplasm. Gene Ontology annotation, biological process: actin polymerization or depolymerization; actin filament severing; barbed-end actin filament capping.